Molecule: messenger RNA, 3008 nt
Organism: Lucilia cuprina (Australian sheep blowfly)
Lineage: Eukaryota; Metazoa; Arthropoda; Insecta; Diptera; Calliphoridae
Gene: pasha
Product: microprocessor complex subunit DGCR8
Exons: 6
Coding region: 585-2693 (702 amino acids)
Biological process (GO): primary miRNA processing
Cellular component (GO): microprocessor complex
Molecular function (GO): double-stranded RNA binding; identical protein binding; primary miRNA binding
Source: RefSeq, a predicted model, not a curated record
UGGCAAAAAUCAAAAAUAAUUGAAUAUUUUUGCAUACGGCAGCAGCAACAAUUCUUUUUUGGCCUUUAAGUGAUUCUUUAAGUUUUGCAAAUAAAUUAUACUUAUGAAAUCUGUAUAGCGAAAAAAGUGAAGUACUUUUGCAAUAGGUUUUAUGUCGAUUUUAUCUAAACAAAAUAUUAUAAGAUAUCAAAAACCAUUGUGAAAGUGGCUUCGUCUCAAAGAAAAAACCUGCACAAAAAUCGAUAAGACUUGCUAGGAGAACUAAAAGUAAUUAAAUUUAGCAAAAUAAUUAAGUAAUUAAUUUGUAUGUAUAAAUAAACAACAUAAAGUGUUUUAAUAAUAAAAUAAUAAAAAAAUGUCAAAGGGUGCUCGAACAUAAUCAAUUUGAUUUAAUCCAUUUUUAUGCUUUUGCAUUUAUCCAAAAAGCAUUCAAGGAGAAAAAACUAAGUUGGAUUUAAUCAUAAUUGGCUAUAAAAACGAGUUAUCCCAUAAGCUACGUAAUUUUAAUUUAUAGUAGUAAAUAAAUAAAGACAAAAAGGAAAUUGUUAGUUUUUAAGUUUUUUUCUGGAUAUUCAAACAAAAUAAUGGAGGCCCCGGAAGCAAACAAUAAGAAACAAGCGGCUAGCUCUGAUAUGGCUGGGCCGGAGAGUAAGAAAAUCAAAUUACAAACAUUAACAUCUUCAGCAAUGGAUGAUCAUGCCAAGGCUAUGAAAGUGGCUGGUUUUUCUCUGAGCGCCAUUGAAGAAAUGCGCAAUCGUGCUGACGACGAUAGCAAUAGUCAAAGUUUAGAUCAACAGCUGCGUCAUUUUCAAGUACUCGAUGAAGUUGGCUCUAAUUCUGACGAUGAGGAAGAGUAUAAUGGCAGCGAAAUUGGCGAUGACAAUGGUCAACAGAAUGGCGAAGAUGAUGGUGGAGAUGAAUCAUCCGAAUUGGAUUUAGAUGAUGAAGAAAUUGAACAUUUGCUAGAUGAAAAUUUACCAGACGAUUUAAAGGGUUCCAAGAAACCUAAAUAUGAAGAACGUUUUAAAACCGUUUUAGAAGAAAAACGCAUAAAUCAUUUUGAAGUACUGCCAGAAGGAUGGGUACAAGUCACACACAACAGUGGCAUGCCGUUGUAUUUACACAAAAAGACUAGAGUUAUAACCACAGCUAGGCCAUAUUUUUUGGGUACCGGAAGUGCCAGGAAACAUGCCAUACCAGUGGGUUCAAUACCGUGUCUUAACUAUCGGCGAGCUUUAGAUGAGGAAAUAGAAGCUGAAAAAAGAAAAGCAGAAAAUGCUGAAAAUGAAGCAAAUCAAACAGAAGUUACAUCCACAGAAGUAACUACUUCUUCCUCCACUACGACAGCUACCUCUAACCCAGCACCAGCACGUUGCCCUUUUGGUUUUACUGCUAAUACUAACGCUAGCUCUAACACACAACCACCCACAGCUACUUCUUCAACAGAAGCCACAACACUGACAAAUACUCUGGCAGAACAAAAUGGUAAUAAAGAAAAUUCUACUGAUACCACCACAACUCAAGCUAGCUCAACAAAUCCCCUUGACAAAGAUAAACUACGUAGCUUAGUACCAGCUGCCAAAAUUGUCACUGUCAAUGAGAAUAUACAAAAGGAAUCUCUUACACCCGAUCAAUUUAAUCAAUAUUGCAAAAAACUCUUUAAAUUUCGUGUUAUACGCGUUUUACGUUUUCGUUCGUGGAAUGCUAGACGUAAAUUUACUAAAAAUCGCAAGAAUCUUAAAAAUAUCCAAAGACCUACUCUACCCGAUGGCACAAAACUCAUUAAAUUUCCUGUUCUAGUACCUGGUGAUGGUAAAUCGAAUCCACGCGCUCGUCGAGAAUGGAUUAUGAAUCCAAGUGGUAAAAGUUAUGUUUGUAUAUUGCAUGAGUACGUACAGCAUGCUUUAAAGAAACAACCCACUUAUGAGUUUAAAGAAUUGGAAAAUGCUGCCACACCAUAUGCUGCCACUGUUUCAAUAAAUGAUUUAAAAUAUGGUACUGGUUAUGGUACUAGUAAACGACAGGCUAAAUCUGAGGCAGCGCGAGAAACACUUGAAAUUCUAAUACCCGAAAUGAAGGAUAAAAUAACGGGUGUGAAACAGGAUAAAAGUGCGGUGGCGAAAAGUAAUCAAAAAGAUUUAUCGGUCUUCGACGAUAUACGAAUAGAAGAUCCUCGCGUUACAGAGUUUUGUAAUAAAACCACAGAACCUUCUCCACAUGCCAUACUCUUGACUUGUUUGCAACGAAACUUUGGCUUAGGCGAAGAUGUGCAAAUAAAUUAUGAAAUAAAUCGUACACACAACAAAAAGAACGAAUUCACCAUGACUGUGGGAAAACACACCGCAAAAGUUUUAUGUAAAAAUAAACGUGAAGGUAAACAGCUAGCCUCCCAAGCCAUACUACAGAUUUUACAUCCACACAUUAAAACUUGGGGUUCUCUGUUACGUCUGUAUGGCAAUAAUUCCAUUAAAACGUUUAAAGAAAAGAAACAAGAAGAACAAGAAAUUACUGUUUUACAAAGUAAAGCUGCCAUUAAUCAACCAAAUCAUGCCAUAUUGGAGAAAUUACGCAGUGAAAUGUUAAAAUUAAGUGAAAAGAAUAAAUCGGUACAGAGUAAAGGAACAUUUAUACCACCCAGUGAUGUUGAUUUACCCUCAUCAUCUGGUUCAAAUCUUAAUAACGUUGAACUCUAGAAGCAAACAAUGACACUAAAGUUUACUAUAGCUAUGACUAAAAACAAUAGUCGAGAAGACUUAGCCAUUACAAGAAAUUUUAUGAAUGAAAAUCCUAAUUAAUCCUCUUUCAUUAGUUUAAAUAUUUUAUUAUUGAUAAUGUGCUUAAUGAACUACAACAACAACAAUAAAUUGUGAUUACUAUUAAAUUUACACAUAUUAUUGUUAAAAAAAAGUUUAUUUCUUUUAUUUUCAAAAUAUUUUAUGGAAAUAAUUUUUAGCUAUUCCAAACUAUUCUGUAAUAUUUAUAACAAUGUAGUACAUAAUUUACUUAAA